AUGAGUCUUUUUGUGAGUUAUUUAAAAUAGAUAGAUUUUUUUGGAGCUCCAUUAGUUUAGCAAAUCGACAAAGAACAAUCUAUUUAUAAAAGUAUAUUAGGCGGAGUAAUGACAUUGCUAAUUUGUUCAGCUAGUCUUUCAUAUGCAAUUUGGGUUAUUUAUUUAUGGUAAAUAAACUAAUUUAGCCCUAAGAUUUCAAGUUCUGUCUAUGUUUCAGACUUUAAAUUAUUAGAUAUCAACUACGAUGUUAUAAAAAUUUGUUAUUACAAAUAUGAAGAAAACUUAAUUGAUCCCUUUGAAGCUAAAGUGCUUCUUCCUUUAAUAAUUUAUACAGAAAACUACACAUUUACUGAAACUACAUUAUUAGACAUAUCGAACAAAACAACUUAUUACGGAAAUAGAUUUAUAAUUCCAUAAAUGAAAUUAGGAUUCACAAAUAUCAAUGAUUAGUUGAUAACUACAUCUGAAAUGUACAUUUAAAUAGUUAAAUGCACGCCUGAGUAUUUAAAAGAUGGAGAGGAAUGUGCAACAGAGGAAAUCAGUAAUUAAUUUUUCAAUCAAGCAUAAAAUAUUAUAAUAAUGUAAGUUUAAUACAAAUAGUUAAAUUCCAAAGAUGGAUCAAUUUAGUCAAGUGUUUAAGAAUUUUUUGUUUAAAUAGAAAAACCUAAUUGCUAUUCUUUGAACACAUUCUUACAAAGUAGUUUUUAUGAAGUAAAAGAUUCAUUCCUUUUUGGGUAUCCAAAAUAUUUUGAAUUUGUUAAUGGUGCCUUAAUUCAACCACAAACAAAUUCAGUUUAAUAUUGCCAAUAAGCAUAUGGAGAUGAAACAUAUGCAUCUCUUUAUGUAGUAAUGAAAGGAAAUUAAAUUAAAACUAUUUUUGAAUAUCCAAAUGCAGGCGACCUACUUGCUAAUAUUGGGUCGAUUGUUUCAAUCUUAUUCAUGCUUAGACAUUUAAUAGUGAUAUUCAAUUCACAUUUUUUAAAUGAAAAAAUAGUGCAUGACUUAAUAACCUACUAUUAUCCACAAUUUCCUUAGAUUAAGAUAUACAAAAAUUGGAAGAGAGAUAUAGUUAAGGUGGUUCUACAUAAUUAGCAACUUGAUUUAAAUGAAUACUUGAGGUUCUAUUAGAACAUCAAAUAAAAAAUAGAGCAAAAACUAACUUUUGUUAAUAUGGUUUAUGAGAUAUCUAGAAUUUAUAUAUUAAUCAGAGCUGAUAAAUUGCAAAAUGAGAUUAAAAAAUGCCAUGCAGUAGGGUUGAAACUAGAUCAUCUCAAAUUGUCUAGUGUUGUAAUUGAUCCAUUUUCUAAAUCGAGUUGCACUUCUAGAGAAAUAGAGGAACAAACUCUUAAUGAUGAAGAUAUCGGAAUUCUUUCUUUGUAAGAACGAUAAAUUUAGUCAAAAGUCUAGAUACCUGAUGAGGAGGCUGAUUUGAUCAACUUUUACGACAUAAAUAAAGUGAAAUUUUGA
Paramecium octaurelia is the source of this 1467-nucleotide messenger RNA. NCBI's taxonomy places the organism in Eukaryota, Ciliophora, Oligohymenophorea, Peniculida, Parameciidae. The record is from the annotation of a GenBank genome assembly.